Radiomyces spectabilis is the source of this 1030-nucleotide messenger RNA. RefSeq lists its product as uncharacterized. The record is from RefSeq and is a predicted model, not a curated record. Bases 62 to 844 code for a protein of 260 amino acids. The transcript has 6 exons. Lineage: Eukaryota; Fungi; Mucoromycota; Mucoromycetes; Mucorales; Radiomycetaceae.
CUUGUUUUGGUGAUCCAUUAUCCAUUGCAUAUUUGUUGCUUCCUCAAUCAAUUCCCCAACCAUGUCGCUGAAUGCAACACUGAAAGAGCUAGUAGACAACUCCAAAAAGAUCACAUCAAUCGAACUCUCCACCGGAUCCCCUGAAAUCACCGAUUACCUGCUUCAAAAAAACGGCGCGAAACGUCGCUUGAUAAGAGACGCCGAAUCUCAAGAAUGCAAACUAUUUGCCAUUAGCUCUACCGAGUCAAUAUCAGCUAGAAUCCAAGCGGACCUUGGUCAACAUUCGCAAUCACGAACGACGACGCGACGAACCAACAUUGAUCGCAUAUUAUCAGCAGCCAAUAUAUUGAAUCAGCUGUGCAAUCUUGAGGAUGCUAAAACCCGAAUCGAAAAGCUUGCGCAAACCCAUGAAGAGCGACAACUCAAUGUAGAUUAUCUAGAGUCCGCAUUGAAGAAAAGCGAAAGCGAUAUGGAAGCGCUGUUAAACGAUGCAAGGAAUGCACCAAGCUCAGGAGAUAGCAAUGUAUCUGGUAGCGUGGAUGAAGAACUAAGGAGGACCCAGGUAGCAGUAGAAAUGCUUGAGAACAGAUUGCAAGUUCUCAAAGACAAGGGGAACGAAUUACAGGAGCAAAUUGAUGAACAGCAUCGCCUUCAAACUGCCAUGCAACAAAUGACACAGAGACAUACCAACAACGAUUUACCGUCCAUGGAAACCAUGUUUGAAACGGAAAUGAAAACUCUGGAAGAGAAGGUUGCAAGCAAGCGAAAGGAACUGAGCGAUUAUGGUAUACAAAAUGAAUCCUUUUUAAGUCUCUCUACCAACGUUGCUGAUCCUAUAUACUAGUAUCAAAGUUGAACGGCUUAGCUGAAAAAGCGCGUAUCAAGGAUAUCCAACGCGUGCGACAUAGCAAAGUAAACGCCAGAGAAAGCAUUCCGGCAGGCGAAAGUGAUCAGGUAAUUUAUCCACUAUUGUAAGUUUAUGGGGGCUUGCUGACAUUCUUUUAUGUAGGCCUCCAUCGAAGCAUCAAAG